AUGACGGCCGCGUCUGCCGACAAAUGCCAAGGAAGCGCUCGGAUCCCUAUGCGCCCCCAUUCCCCUUCUUUCAAACACCCCGCCCCAUUAUCCCGCUUUCCAUCACCCAGCCCCAUUCCCCCUCUUUCCAUCACCCUGCCCCAUUCUCCCUCUUUCCAUCACCCCGCCCCGUUCUCCCUCUUUCCAUCACCCCGCCCCAUUCUCCCGCUUUCCACCACCUCGCCCCAUUCUCCCGCUUUCCAUCACCCCGCCCCAUUCUCCCGCUUUCCAUCACCCCGCCCCAUUCUCCCUCUUUCCAUCACCCCACCUCAUUCUCCCGCUUUCCAUCAUCCCGCCCCAUUCUCCCUCUUUCCAUCACCCCGCCCCAUUCUCCCUCUUUCAAUCACCCCGCCCCAUUCUCCCACUUUCCAUCACCCCGCCCCAUUCUCCCUCUUUCCAUCACCCAGCCCCAUUCUCCCUCUUUCUAUCACCCUGCACCACUCUCCCUCUUUCCAUCACCCCGCCCCGUUCUCCCGAUUUCCAUCACCCCGCCCCGUUCUCCCGUUUUCCAUCACCCCGCCCCAUUCUCCCGCUUUCCAUCACCCCGCCCCAUUCUCCCGCUUUCCAUCAACCCGCCCCAUUCUCCCUCUUUCCAUCACCCCGCCCCAUUCUCCCUCUUUCCAUCACCCCGCCCCAUUCUCCCUCUUUCCAUCACCCCGCCCCAUUCUCCCGCUUUCCAUCACCCCGCCCCAUUCUCCCGAUUUCCAUCGACCCGCCCCAUUCUUCCGCUUUCUAUCGCCCCGCCCCAUUCUCCCUCUUUCCAUCACCCCGCCCCAUUUGCCCUCUUUCAAUCACCCCGUCCCAAUCUCCCACUUUUCGUCACCCCGCCCUAUUCUCCCUCUUUCCAUCACCCCGCCCCAUUCUCCUUCUUUCCAUCACCUAGCCACAUUCUCCCUCUUUCCAUCACCCUGCCCCAUUCUCCCUCUUUCCAUCACCCCGCCCCGUUCUCCCUCUUUCCAUCACCCCGCCCAUUCUCCCGCUUUCCAUCACCUCGCCCCAUUCUCCCGCUUUCCAUCACCCCGCCCCAUUCUCCCGCUUUCCAUCACCCCGCCCCAUUCUCCCUCUUUCCAUCACUCCACCCCAUUCUCCCGCUUUCCAUCAUCCCGCCCCAUUCUCCCGCUUUCCAUCAACCCGCCCCAUUCUCCCUAUUUCAAUCACCCCGCCCCAUUCUCCCACUUUCCAUUACCCCGCCCCAUUCUCCCUCUUUCCAUCACCCAGCCCAUUUCUCCCGCUCUCCAUCACCCCGCCCCAUUCCCCAUCUUUCCAUCACCCCACCCCAUUCUCCCGCUUUCCAUCACACAGCCCCAUUCUCCCGCUUUCCAUCACCCUGCCCCAUUCUCCCUCUUUCCAUCACCCAGCCCAUUUCUCCCGCUUUCCAUCACCCCGCCCCAUUCUCCCGCUUUCCAUCACCCCGCCCCAUUCUCCCGCUUUCCAUCACCCCGCCCCAUUCUCCCGCUUUCCAUCACCCCGGCCCAUUCCCCCGCUUUCCAUCACCCCGCCCCAUUCUCUCGCUUUCCAUCGCCCCACCCCAUUCUCCCUCUUUUCCUCACCAGCCCAUUUCUCCCUCUUUCCAUCACCCAGCCCAUUUCUCCCUCUUUCCAUCACCCCGCCCCAUUCUCCCUCUAUCCAUCACCCCGCCCCAUUCUCCCUCUUUCCAUCACCCCGCCCCAUUCUCCCGCUUUCCAUCGCCCCGCCCCAUUCUUCCGCUUUCCAUCGCCCCGCCUCAUUCUUCCUCUUUCCAUCGGCCCGCCCCAUUCUCCCUCUUUCCAUCACCCUGCCCCAUUCUCCCUCUUUCCAUCACCACGCCCCAUUCUCUUGCUUUCCGUCACCCCGCCCCAUUCUCCCUCUUUCCAUCACCCAGCCCCAUUCCCCUUCUUUCAAACACCCCGCCCCAUUAUCCCGCUUUCCAUCACCCAGCCCCAUUCUCCCUCUUUCCAUCACCCUGCCCCAUUCUCCCUCUUUCCAUCACCCUGCCCCGUUCUCCCUCUUUCCAUCACCCCGCCCCAUUCUCCCGCUUUCCAUCACCUCGCCCCAUUCUCCCGCUUUCCAUCACCCCGCCCCAUUCUCCCGCUUUCCAUCACCCCGCCCCAUUCUCCCUCUUUCCAUCACCCCACCCCAUUCUCCCGCUUUCCAUCAUCCCGCCCCAUUCUCCCUCUUUCCACCACCCCGCCCCAUUCUCCCUCUUUCAAUCACCCCGCCCCAUUCUCCCACUUUCCAUCACCCCGCCUCAUUCUCCCUCUUUCCAUCACCCAACCCAUUUCUCCAGCUCUCCAUCACCCCGCCCCAUUCUCCCUCUGUCCAUCACCCCACCCCAUUCUCCCGCUUUCCAUCACACAGCCCCAUUCUCCCGCUUUCCAUCCCCCUGCCCCAUUCUCCCUCUUUCCAUCACCCAGCCCAUUUCUCCCGCUUUCCAUCACCCCGCCCCAUUCUCCCGCUUUCCAUCACCCCGCCCCAUUCUCCCGCUUUCCAUCACCCGCCCCAUUCUCCCGCUUUCCAUCACCCCGGCCCAUUCUCCCGCUUUCCAUCACCCCGCCCCAUUCUCCCUCUUUCCAUCACCCAGCCCAUUUCUCCCUCUUUCCAUCACCCAGCCCAUUUCUCCCUCUUUCCAUCACCCCGCCCCAUUCUCCCUCUUUCCAUCACCCCGCCCCAUUCUCCCUCUUUCCAUCACCCCGCCCCAUUCUCCUGCUUUCCAUCGCCCCACCCCAUUCUUCCGCUUUCCAUCGCCCCGCCUCAUUCUUCCUCUUUCCAUCGCCCCGCCCCAUUCUUCCUCUUUCCAUCACCCUGCCCCAUUCUCCCUCUUUCCAUCACCCCGCCCCAUUCUCUUGCUUUCCGUCACCCCGCCCCAUUCUCCCUCUUUCUAUCACCCAACCCCAUUCCCCUUCUUUCAAACACCCCGCCCCAUUAUCCCGCUUUCCAUCACCCCGCCCCGUUCUCCCUCUUUCCAUCACCCCGCCCCAUUCUCCCGCUUUCCAUCACCUCGCCCCAUUCUCCCGCUUUCCAUCACCCCGCCCCAUUCUCCCACUUUCCAUCACCCCGCCCCAUUCUCCCUCUUUCCAUCACCCCACCCCAUUCUCCCGCUUUCCAUCAUCCCGCCCCAUUCUCCCUCUUUCCAUCACCCCGCCCCAUUCUCCCUCUUUCAAUCACCCCGUCACGAUAGCGUGGCAGUUCCCCCUUAGCUCUUGCCUCUAG
This is a messenger RNA of Closterium sp. Naga37s-1, 3228 nucleotides long. NCBI's taxonomy places the organism in Eukaryota, Viridiplantae, Streptophyta, Zygnematophyceae, Desmidiales, Closteriaceae. The record is from the annotation of a GenBank genome assembly.